AUGGCCCCGUCGCGGACGAUCGCGCCCUCUCUCACAACCGCGUACCUCGCAAAAUGGUUUCGUGUGAUCAGCAACUUCGUGGCCGGGCUUUUGAUCCUCGGCACGGGUGUCCUCGUCGUUGUGCUGGUCAGCCAAGGCAUGUUUCAAAGCACGUAUGUUUACGUGAAGCCUCCGGAAGCAUGGACCACCCUCAGCACGUCGUGUCGACUGGACGCUGCGGGCUUUGUGCCGUCCUCGUGCAGUGAGGUAGAAGUCGCGGCAACGGGGGCGUUGCCCUGGCAGAGCAUCGGCGCCCAACUGGCCCUGGACCUGCGCAUCGCGAGUCACAACUCGACGGUCUUUGUCACGUCAUGUCUUGCUGCCAACAGUGUUGAUGUCACCGCGUCGGUGUCCCUCGUGGUGGGCGAGCGGGACUUCCCGCUGUGCCGACCCACGGCGCGUCAAGAGAUCUUGGGGCUGAGUGCAGUCGAAGCAGUCACGACGGCAGUGUUCCCAAACGGCGCGUUUCUCCUGAGCACGUUCUCGGACGCCAAGCCCGUGGAACGGGUGGACGUAGUCGACACGAUGGGGGUUCGAAUUCCCGUCACGCGGUCCGUGUCCAAGACGAUUAUCGCGACCGACGGCACCACGACGCCAACAUUGUGGAACCAGCCCAACUACGCCACGUCGCUCAAUAGCUUGAACCGCUUCUUCCUCAUGCAAGUAUGGCUCGUCGUGCAUUUCGUCGACAUCUCGGCCCUUGUGGCGGCCAACAAGAUUGACGGCUACCACAUCGGCAAAACGACGGGGUAUGCCACGACGCUUGGCUGGGACAACUCGCACAACGUGGACAACUACAUGCUGUUGCUCGCGUUUCAGAUCUUGAUUUGCGCCGUGUCGCUCGCGCUGCUCAGCAACGACGGUGUGAUCACGUUGGAAGGCCUCUCCGGGCUGCUAAAGAACAAACCUGUGCUCACGUACGACAUCCUUGCGUCGUUGGAGCGGCGCAAGGUGCUGUUGGUGUCGCUCGUGUGCACUUUCUUCUUCUCCCCUCUCUACGCCGACGCGAUUCGGUACAGCUACGGCGUGACCGGGUAUCACUUCUGGUCUCUCUCGCUCCUCAUGAUCGCAGUGAUGAUGGCGCUGUCGUGGAUAGCCCUCUUGACAAGCCUCCAAUGGCUGCCAGUUCCCGUGCGAUGGCUCAACCGACCGAUAUGUUACUCGGCUCCCGUCUUUGUCUACUGCACGGUGCUGUUUGUCGUGAUCGUUGAGGCAGCUCAGUCGCAAGGACCAGUCCAAGCCGAAUCGUUUUGGAACCACGGAGGCAACACAUUGUUCCUCAACAUCAACGGGACGUUGUACAAAUCGGGAGCGACCGACACGCAGGGCACGACGCCUGUCAUCUACCUCCUUAUGCCAGACUUGAUCGUGUGUGUGGUGGCAGCGUGGGUGGCCUCGAUUGCUGCGCACAAGGUUCUCGUGGGCUACGUCGUUCUCGACACGUCGUGGACGAGUCACAACGACUUUGUGAGCCAACUGCCCAUGCCCCAGUGGGUCACGAGCCUCGACUUGGACCACAAGAAUACCAUCUCGAUUGGAAACAAGCUGUACUGCAAGCCAAGCUUGAUGGUGCUGCUGGGGUAUUGCACCAUUCGCGACAAAACCCGCGCGGUCCACUACGCCAUGUCGGGCGAGACGCACAACACCCACGUCUACGUGUCGAGCCACCACAGCAGCUCCCACGAUAGGGUGGACACGCAUGUCCUCCAUACGGGGGGCAACGGACACAAGGGGAACCACAGCGCUCUACUUGACGACGCCGCCGCCGCUCGCCAGCACGCGCAGCGCCUCCGAAGCGCCACCGAGUACUUUGUCGUGAGCAUUUACGUGCUGGUCCCGUCGAUUCUCCCGUGGGUUCGGUACUUUCAUCAGCCCCAAGUCUUUGGCAAGAUCUCAAGCAACCGGUUUGAACGGUGCAAAAGCAAUACGCAUCUCGAGCAAGGUCUCAAGUACACUUACAGUCGAGGCGACUGCUGUGGAUAACAUAUUUAAUCCCGACUUGUAAUGUCG
This is a messenger RNA of Aphanomyces invadans, 2049 nucleotides long. RefSeq lists its product as hypothetical. The coding region runs from base 1 to 2022 and encodes 673 amino acids. The transcript has a single exon. The record is from RefSeq and is a predicted model, not a curated record. Lineage: Eukaryota; Oomycota; Saprolegniomycetes; Saprolegniales; Verrucalvaceae.